CUGCAAGACUGUAGUUUAAAAUGUUUUAAACUUCCAUUUAUAUUUUUAUUAUUUACUGAAAAAAAAACUACAAUGUCUGAAGCUGCAGAUUCAAAAGAAUGUAAACUAAAACAUAUGAAAUGUGAAUUGAAUGUAUUAAGCAAAUCAGAUGGAUCUGCGAUAUUAUCUCAAGGUGAAACGGUAACGUUAAUAAGUGUAAAUGGCCCAUUGGAUAUAAAAGUACAAAACCAGAGCAUUGAAAAGUCCUAUUUAGAAGUUUUGUUUUGUACCAAAGGUGGCAGACCUUCAGUACCUGACAGAUAUAAGGAACAUAUAAUCAGACAGACAUGUGAGAGUGCUAUAAUGGGCAGUCUAUACCCUAGAACUGGUAUCACAGUCACCAUACAAGAGUUGGAAGAUUAUGGAGGGCUUCUCUCCUGCGCAAUAAACUGUGCAUGUCUCGCUCUUCUUAAUUCCGGAUUAGCUAUGAGAUAUGUGUUUGCGGCUGUCUCCUGUGCUGUAGAUGAGACAGGCAAUGUAAUACUGGAGCCUAAGUACCAGGAAGUCAUGAAUGCAAAGGCAAUAUUAAACUUUGUCUUUGAUAGUCGGAAUAAGAAUUUGAUUACAGGCUUCUCGGAGGGAAUAUUUAGUGAGGCGGCGUACGAUGAGGCGCUGGAGAUGUCGCGCGCGGCAAGUGACCUUGUGUUCUUAUUCUACAGGGACAUUGUAACUAAAUAUUCCAAUGUUAUAUGA
Messenger RNA from Papilio machaon (common yellow swallowtail), 732 nucleotides. It is a transcript of the gene Rrp46, whose product is annotated as exosome complex component RRP46. The transcript is spliced from 5 exons. Gene Ontology annotation, biological process: rRNA catabolic process; poly(A)-dependent snoRNA 3'-end processing; U4 snRNA 3'-end processing. The record is from RefSeq and is a predicted model, not a curated record. NCBI's taxonomy places the organism in Eukaryota, Metazoa, Arthropoda, Insecta, Lepidoptera, Papilionidae. Gene Ontology annotation, cellular component: nuclear exosome (RNase complex); nucleolus; cytoplasmic exosome (RNase complex). Bases 73 to 732 code for a protein of 219 amino acids.